Messenger RNA from Acanthosepion pharaonis, 858 nucleotides. The record is from the annotation of a GenBank genome assembly. Lineage: Eukaryota; Metazoa; Mollusca; Cephalopoda; Sepiida; Sepiidae.
AUGAUGCGAUCAUACGCCGACCACAUUAUCACAUCUGUGGAGAGAUACGGGCUAUCUCUUCCAGACCAUGACAAAUGGACAAUUAUUAUACAAAAAUAUUUUAAAGAACACUGUUCAGUUAGGAUAAUCGAACAUUCUCUCUUUUUCUCAUUGUCCUUUCUUUUCUCUCUCACGUUUCCUCUUUUCUUUCUUUUUUUUUUCUUUUUUUUUUCUUUGCACAAAUCCAAUUUCACACCCGGUCCGGCUGUAACAGAGAUAUACACAUUCUUCCUCUCUCUGUUUUUUUUUUUUUUUCUUUCUUCUUCUGUAUACAGUUCAGCCUCAAAUACGGUUAAAACUGCAACAGGGAUAUACACUUUCUUCCUCUCUCUGGUUUCUCUUUUAUUUCUUCAAACGCAGAGGCUGGUCCUUUUCUAUCCAGUGGUUACCUUCCUGUAUCUUUCUACCUUCUCUUUCUAUUGUUCACUCACUAGCAUUAUUGCUUGUUCUUCCUCUCUUUACAAAAAAAUUUUCAACAUAUUUACAUGGCAUUUCAUGCUACUUUUCCUUCGGUUGGGCAUAUGUACCCAAAUAAUUCAAACUGUUCAGUUUUUUCAGUACUUUGAACGGCCCCUGGUACUUUGCCUCAAAUGGUCGACCGUUCGAAGCUUUUUUUCAGUUUGCCUUGUAACCACUGCUGAAAUUUUCCUUUUUCAUCUUCCGAGUUAUAGUGCCUUCUUUUCAUCUGAUGCACUGAUAAUUUUCGAGGCUCAAUAUCUAUCUGUUUUCUGCUUACAUCAUUUCCUAGCAACAACGAAAUUCCUUUCAUCGGAAGCGAAUCUAGCAGCCCGACUUCUAUAUCGCCAACCUUCCACUUAG